Messenger RNA from Ostreobium quekettii, 1776 nucleotides. Lineage: Eukaryota; Viridiplantae; Chlorophyta; Ulvophyceae; Bryopsidales; Ostreobiaceae. The record is from the annotation of a GenBank genome assembly.
AUGGCAAGCUUUGGGUCAAGGUCAUUCUCAGCACUGUGGGCAAGCAUGCCACCAGGCCCCCAUCUUCUGUGGCUUCAGCGAUCGCUGUGGAGCACGACAGCUGCGGUGUGCACCAGCCAGCCCUGCGGAGUUGUUGUGAUGCAGAGAGCUGCAACCAUGGGCCCAUCAAAACAGCCAAACGCUGCUGCCCGCUCAGGCCUGCAGGACCAACUUUCAGCCUAUAGACAGAACCUGUGCAAAUCUCGCAGUUGUGGAUCUCUGGAUGUAAUGCAGUCAAGAUUCGACCCAUUUACCAACAGAGCUGGAAGUUCGUUCCACUCCUCUGGCUGUAGGGGCAUCACGAACGCUGUGGAAUUUCUAGAUUCCCUUACAAACUAUGAACACACAGGUGUUCCAGCUGAUGCAGGAACAGGAGGGUCUGAUGGCUUUCCACUGGACCGGGUGAGGGCCCUUUUGUCUCGAAUGGGUGACCCACAUCUCAAAUUGAAAUUUGUGCACAUUACGGGCAGCAAAGGGAAAGGGACUGUGGCCCAUUUUAUUGCUUCAGUGCUGAAGGAAUCUGGGCUGGCAGUGGGGUUGUACACAAGCCCCCAUGUGGUGUCUGUUGAGGAGAGGAUCUGCAUGGAUGGGGAAGCCAUCAAGGCAAACGAGCUCAACGACCUGGUUGCACAGAACAGAUCUGCCAUUGAGGCUUGCCAGGCCUCAGAGAAGGGUCGACUCACGUACUUCGAGGUGCUUACUGCACUGGCUUUCAAGCACUUUGUCGAUCGUCAGGCUGACAUCGUUGUCACGGAGGUGGGCUUGGGAGGCACCACCGAUGCCACCAAUGUGAUUGAGGCCAAUGGGCUGGUGGCAGCUGUCUUAACCCCCAUUGACAGUGAACAUCUGCAGGCUCUGGGUGGCACCAUCGAGUCUGUAGCUGGGGCAAAGGCAGGCAUAAUGAAAGCUGGCCGCCCAGCUGUGCUUGCAGAGCAGCCAAAUCCAGAUGUGUUGCGAGUUCUGGAGGCAAGGGCUGCAGAACUGGGAUGCAAGAUCACUCAUGCAAAGAGGGAUGUGGCUGUCAGGCGCACGCCACCCUCUUCUUCCCACAGCACAUCACCGUCCAUUGACGUUGAUUUCAAUGGUGUGAAGGUCGCCAAUGUUGCCCUUCGCAUGAAGGGCGCCCAUCAGGACUCCAACGUUGCAACUGCAUUAUGUGCAGUGGAUGAAGUUUGGCAAUUUCUGCAAGGUGGAGGAUCUGUAUCUUUGGACGAUCAUGUGUUGAAGGAUGCCACAAGGAAGGGACUGGAGGCAGUGCAGCUGCCAGGACGGUUCCAGGUGGUUCAAGAUCACCAAGAUCUCGAAGCCCCCUGGGUGGUCCUUGAUGGUGCACACACAGCAGCAUCUGCAGCAGCCCUUGUUCACACGCUGCGAUCGGAGUUCCCCAGCCAGCCGCUUGGCUUGAUCGUGGCCAUGGCUGCAGAAAAAGAUCAUGUAGGGGUCAUCCGGCACCUGGUGCAGUUGCAGCCAGAUAUUGUGGUCUUCACAGCUGCACCCAUCGGAGGCAGUUACGAGAGAUCGGCUCCACCAGGCACCCUCGCGGGCACCUGGGACAUUGCGGAGGGUGGCGUGUCGGGGCGCAGGAAGCGGAAGAGGAAGAUGGUGCAGAACAGCGUUGGCAGCGCCCUGGCGAAGGCUCGGCACGAGCUGUGGGUCCGUAACGCGGUCAUCUGCGUCACUGGUUCGUUUUACGCCGUUUCAGAAGCGAUCAAGGUGCUGGAGACGUUGCCGGGCUGA